GCCCGUUGGAGGCGGCGCGCUUUAGGGAGUGGUACUCGGUUCUGAGAUCUGCUUGUCAGUCCAGUGCCGGUCUGGCCAACCCCCGCAGCAAGGAUGCUCCUGGGGGUCCGGAGAGGUGGCAAGAGGCAGUUUAAACACAUCAUCCGUGGCCUUCUCCCUGCAGCCAGCAUCGCACCGAAGCCAGCUGUGCCCCGCACACCUCCUCCACGUGGCCCCAGCCCCUCUCCAGAGAGACCAAGAUCUGCUCUGGCUGCAGCCAUUCUAGCAACAACAUUGACUGGCCGGACUUUUGCCAUUCCUCAGCCUCGCCGGAGAUCCCACUCUGAGAGUGACACGACCUACCUUGAAAAGGACAGUUUCAUCGAGCCCUAUGCCACCACCUCGGAGCUGAGGCAUCAACCACAUAGGCAGAAUGAGACGGGAAGAAGAUCCUCUUUGCCAUCCUUUGAAAUGCUGGGCUACGAGGAGGAAGAGGACUCUGACACGUACCUGUCAGGCAGCCACAGGGAGUCGGGGGACACAAGUGCUCGCAAAGAAGAGGGAAGCGUCAGCGACGCCGUGUAUGCCGUGCCACACAGAAACCAGGUUCCAUCGUCACAUGGGGUGGACAGUGGAGAUGAGGAAAAUAUUUCUGAACAAGAUGGGUUUCCAGGCUCACCUGUUCCACCAGAGCAUACACAAGAAAAAGAUGGUAAACAUUCUAUUCUGAAUUUAAAGGAUGAAAAACCAUCAUUUUGUGGAAAACCUCCACCCUCUCCAGAUGUAAAUGGUAGAACACAUCGAAGACAUAUAGAAAUAACCAAAGAAAAGUUCGAGGAAUUAAAAGAAGACAAUUUGCAUCUAAACAAUGCAAAUCAAACCCUUACUCUUGAACUUAACAUAAUAAAAAAAACAAUGAAAGAACUACAGUUAAAACUUAAAAGGAUGGAAAAAGAAAAUGGAAGGCUGAAAGAAGUUGAGAAAGCAUCCUCUCAGGAAGUAGUCGCUGCACCUGAAUUACAUUAUCUAAGAAAACAAGCUCAAGAACUGGUGGAUGAAAAUGAUGGAUUGAAAAUGACUGUUCAUUGUUUGAAUGUAGAACUGAGUAGAUAUCAAACAAAAUUCAGGCAUUUAUCCAAGGAAGAGAGUUUAAAUAUUGAAGGCCUCCCAUCAAAGGGCCCUGUACCACCCUGGCUGGUGGAUACAAAGUACCUGUCCCCCUUGUUGCUGGCCUAUGAAGACAGAAUGAAAGAGAAGGACGAGCUCAAUGCCAGCCUUCAGGAGGAAAUGAGAACGUUUAAGAUGAGAGUCCAAGAAGUGGUGAAAGAAAAUGAAGAACUGCACCAAGAGCUGAAUAAGAAUAGUCUUGUCACCAGUGAGGAAUGGCGUCAGCUUCAGACUCAAGCAGAACUGGUUUUAGAGGAAAACAAGUUGUUGAUAGAGCAGUUGGAGAUUCAGCAAACAAAAGCCAAGGACACGCACCAGGAGCGUCUCCAGGAAGUUUCUAAACUGACUAAACAGCUAAUGCUUCUGGAGGCUAAAACACAGAGCCAAGAAAAGGAGCUAACUAAAAGUAAGGAGCAAUUGGAAAUUUUGCGGACGGAAUGCCAGGAGCUAAAACUACAGUUGGACAGCAAAGUUGCAAUAGAAGUGCACACUUCAAUUGUAAAUGAAUUAAAAAGCCAGUUGCAGAAGGAAGAAGAGAAAGAAAACGCUGAGAUGGAAGAGUUGAUGGAAAAGUUGGCAGCCCUGCAAGUGCAGAAAAAGAGCCUGCUAUUAGAGAAGAAAAAUCUGAUGGCUAAAAACAAGGCGCUGGAAGCUGAACUCGAAAAGGCACAGAAAAUAAAUAGGAGAUCUCAAAAGAAAAUUGAUGUCUUCAAAAAGCAGGUGGAAAAAGCCAUGGAGAACGAAAUGUCUGCUCACCAGUACCUGGCAAAUCUUGUUGUCCUGGCAGAGAAUAUAACCCAAGAACGUGACAAUCUUAUGUAUUUGGCUAAAUGUUUAGAAAGUGAGAAGCAUGGAGUUCUCAACAAAAUCAUUGAAGGCAAUAUUCGCUUGGGAAGGUUGGAGGAAAAAGUCAAGGGGUACAGGAAGCAGGCGGCCCUGAAGAUGGGUGACAUCAGUCACCGUCUGACAGAGCAGCAGGAAGACUUUGCUAGCAAGACAGCUCAGUACCAGCAGGAGAUGAGACACCUCCAUCGGAUGCUGCAGGACAAGCAGGAUGUCCUGGACCAGGCGCUGCAGCAGAAAAGAGAAAUGGAAGGUGAGCUUGACGUUGUUUGGGAGUCCACCUCCAAGGAAAACCGAAGGAUCCGAGAACUUCUCCAGGCCACACUGGAGAGGACAGGCCCGUGGGACAACACCGGAGCUUUCGCGGACCACUGCCUGGACGGCAUCUCUCAGGGAGACAUGCAGGACGGCUGCCGCUUCAGCUUCUGUGACCUGAAGCCGCCUCCCACCUCCCACCAGGGUCUGCGGGAGCCCCUGGGCUAGGGCCCCUCUGUGGAGAGGUCUGCCCUACGCAGGACAGGGAGCGCGGAGGAGAGGGCAGACUCCCGCCCACCACUGCAGCGUUUCUUCUCCUCAGGGCAAGGAAGAAAUACUGUCUCAGAAAUUUAACCUGCUUUUUUACAUUUUGCUUUAUUUUAAAAAUGUGCUGCUGAACUAUAUUUAGCCAGUGCACGUCCUCUGACCCCAUUGCCACCGAGCCGGGCUCUGUGAGAUCCAUUGCUCAGGCUAACAGGUGACCUGGCAAGCUGGCCUGUCUCCGGGCUCCUAGAUCUGCGCUGGGAAAGCCCCAGAGGGAGGGGCGGGCAGGCCCGAGCUCUCAACCUGUGUGUUUGAUGAGUUAGUUUCAUUGGCUGAGCCGUCGAUGGAAGCCCCAGCGAUGAGACCUGUGCAUUCACUCUGGGUGAUAUUUUAUUGUUUGGCAAAAAACAGGUACUGAUCUUCGUGCCCCAGUAGGUUGUACAAUAUCUGUCCUGCCCUCUCCCCGAGCCCUUCCCUGUCCUCCUGGAAAGGUAAUUUUUCUGGGGCCACGUAACCUCGCUCCCCUUCUGAGAGCCUUGACUUUGAGCACCAAGGUGGGAUCCCUGCCCCACUGCCACCACCGAGAAGGACGCCGGGGCCGUAGUCCAGCUCCACCCUGUGCCAUCUCCUCAGGUAGAUCACCCCUGCCUCCAGGACCGUUCCUGGGACUCCUGGCGGUAAUGCCGGCUGUCUAGGGCUGCUUGUCCCCGGCAUGCUGGAAGAAGGCUACAAAGGAUCCUAAACAGUGUAUGGAGGGUAGAACCCUGUCAUAUCCUUUUACCAAACCCCUCAUAGCUAAGGCCUAUGUGGUUUCAGGUGUGCAGAUAGACCCAGCGUUGGUCCCUGGUCAUACAUAAAAGUUACACACAUGUGUUCUUUGAUUGCUAAGUGGGAAGUUGACAUAGAACAUCAUUGUUCUUUUACAUUUUAAAAGAGGUUGGGUGGGCUAGAUGUUGGGUGGGCGGUAAGGCCUGACUGCUGGUGGGGGGGCUCCUGUCAUCCUGCCGGUUUCCAGUCUGAGCAGCAACUGGUCCCAUUCUCUCUUGGUCCUCGUGAGUCUUCAUGUGGCUCUAGAAAGGUCCUGAUCAGGUUGAAAGGAACCCAAGGCAGUUAGAAAACAUGACCCCGGGACCCAAGUGAGCCCUGCUGCCUUUGGCACUAUUGAAAAGCAGCCCUGGGGAAGUCAGGACUGAGUGGAGAGGGUCCAGGCGCAAGUGUGGGUGUGCGUUUGGUGUGACAGCAGCUGGGGGGCUGUCCUGUCUUGCCGUUGUCCCAUGCAGAGGAGUGGAGGGAUCAGAAGUGACGCCUUUGCCCCUCAACCUCUGAGAAGAUGGGAGAGACCCCACCCUCUUCCAACAGCUUACAUCUCUGUAGACCAGCGGGUCUUCUAACUCUUAGGAGAGGGGGGAAUUCUGGAUUUUAUUAAUUUUGAUAUAAAUAUAUUUAUUCAGCCAAUAUGUUGUGGAUGCUUACCUAUGUGCACCGUUUGUUGAGAACAGCAGUAGUGACGAAGGCAGACAUCAUUAUAGAGCGUGCGAGGUGCUCAGAAGAAAAGCCCAGAGACACGAGCUCCCAGAGCAAGCAGGGUCUCAGUGCAUCACGGGAAAACUGACGUGUGUGUUGGAGCAUGUGGGUAGGUGAACCUGCCUUCUCAACUAUAAAUUUUAUGAAAUCUAGAUAUAGGUCAAGUAUUUCUGAUGAAAAUACAGCAUCCGGAUUGAGAUGUGCUAUAACACAUCUGGCGUAUAAAAUAUACACCAGAUUUUAAGCCUUACUAUGAAAAAAAUAAUUAAAAUAUCUAAUAAUUUUUAUAUUGGCUUUAUGUUGAGAUAACAUUUGCAUAUA
This is a messenger RNA of Globicephala melas (long-finned pilot whale), 4353 nucleotides long. RefSeq names its product centrosomal protein 89 (gene CEP89). NCBI's taxonomy places the organism in Eukaryota, Metazoa, Chordata, Mammalia, Artiodactyla, Delphinidae. Gene Ontology annotation, biological process: cilium assembly; mitochondrion organization; chemical synaptic transmission. Gene Ontology annotation, cellular component: ciliary transition fiber; centriole. The record is from RefSeq and is a predicted model, not a curated record.